Molecule: messenger RNA, 9711 nt
Organism: Cygnus atratus (black swan)
Lineage: Eukaryota; Metazoa; Chordata; Aves; Anseriformes; Anatidae
Gene: ARHGEF12
Product: Rho guanine nucleotide exchange factor 12
Exons: 40
Coding region: 403-5007 (1534 amino acids)
Biological process (GO): G protein-coupled receptor signaling pathway; Rho protein signal transduction
Cellular component (GO): cytoplasm
Molecular function (GO): guanyl-nucleotide exchange factor activity; GTPase activator activity; G protein-coupled receptor binding
Source: RefSeq, a predicted model, not a curated record
CACCCUGCCCUAGGACCACCGAGGAUCUGCUCCCCUGAAGAUUUCCUCGCUCUGCAGACCCUUUCCCCCCCCCCCCCCCCCCCUUCCCAUCUCUGGGGGCACCUAGGGGAACAGCUUUAUUAUUAUUAUUUUUUGGAAUUUUUCCUUAAACAACCUCCCCCCCCCCCCCCCUCCACUUCCGUGGUCUGGAUAUUCUGAGUGACUGCAAGAAGAGUUUGGGAUUUUUUUCUUUUUUCUUUUUUCUUUUUCCCUGCCCUUGAACUGAAUUUCUCCGUGCAUGCCUCUUCUGGAGCGAGGCUGGAGCCUGAACCUCGGUGCGUGUGGGGGGCCAAGCCUCGAUAAUAUUCCUGCAGUAAGAGUAAAAUGUAAAGUGGAUAAUACGACUUCUUGCCAAAGGCUCCAAUGAGUGGCACACAGUCCACAAUCACGGACAGGUUUCCUCUCAAAAAACCUACAAGACACGGCAGCAUUCUGAGCAGAGAGUCUCCAGCUGACAAGAAGCAGAAGGUUGAACGCUGCAGUAGCACACACGACUUUGAUCCGACAGAUAGCUCCUCCAAGAAGACAAAGUCUAGUUCGGAGGAGAGUAGAUCCGAGACGUAUGGUCUUGUUCAACGGUGUGUUAUUAUCCAACGGGAUGAAAAUGGAUUUGGGCUGACAGUCAGCGGAGACAAUCCAGUCUUCGUGCAGUCCGUCAAAGAAGAUGGAGCAGCCAUGCGGGCUGGAGUGCAAACAGGUGAUAGAAUUAUCAAGGUGAAUGGCACUCUUGUAACACACUCAAACCAUUUGGAGGUGGUAAAGCUGAUCAAGUCGGGUUCCUAUGUAGCUCUCACUGUUCAGGGGCGCCCACCAGGGUCUCCCCAGAUUCCAUUGGCUGAUUCUGAAGUGGAUCUGGCAGCGUUUGGGCAUAUGUGUCCCGUCAUGACAUCGCCCCAUUCGCCUGGCACAUCAGGAAAUGCAGAAAGGAUUACUAGCCCAGUGCUUAUGGGGGAGGAGAAUAAUAUUGUCCACAACCAGAAGGUGGAGAUUCUGAGAAAGAUGCUACAGAAAGAGCAGGAGCGGCUGCAGUCUCUGCAAGAAGAGUAUAGCCGAUCAUCCAGCUCACGACUGCUCAAAGAGAUACAGGAAACAAAGAAGCACAUUACUCAGCUGCAGGAGCAGCUGUCCAAAGCCACAGGCUGUACUCAGGAUGGAGUUCUGUCCUCCAGGUCCGUGACAGAAUCGCUGCAGAUCAGUGAAGUGGAGGCAGAGAGUGGGGAUGGUCUGAGCAAACUAGAUUACAGCAGUGACAGCCCCUCCCGACCAAACAGUGACAUUGCUGAUAGUCCUCGCAGUGGCCCGAAGGAGCGGGUUUAUCUGGAUGAGAGCCCAGAGAAGACUGAGGUUCAAGAUAUUGAUUCUCAGUCGAGUGUUGGAAGUCCUUCAUGCCGCAUAGGGCCUCAGAUCAUUGGAGCAGAGGAUGAUGACUUUGACACUGAGCAGGAGCAGAUUAAUGGACAGUGCAGCUGUUUCCAAAACAUUGAGCUCCUGAAAUCUCGCCCAGCUCACCUUGCUGUUCUUCUGCAUCAUGUGGUGUCCCAGUUUGACCCUGCAGCAUUGUUGUGCUACCUUUACACAGACCUGUACAAGCAGACCAACUCCAAAGAGACUCGGCGUGUCUUUCUUGAGUUUUACCAGUUCUUCUUGGACCGAACUGCAAAUCUUAAAGUUCCAGUUCCAGAUGAAAUCUCCGUAGAUCUAGACAAAAGAAGGCCAGAGCUCAUUCCUGAAGAACUUCAUCGCCACUAUAUACAAACUAUGCAAGAUAAAGUCUGUCCAGAAGUUCAGAGGAAUCUGGAAGACUUCAGGCAGAAACGUAGUAUGGGAUUGACCCUGGCAGAAGGAGAGCUGACCAAGCUGGAUGCAGAAAGGGUUCGUGAUCGGAACGCGGUGGAGAAGGAAAGAGCAUGUGCAGAACAGAUUAUUGCCAAAAUUGAGGAAGUCUUUUCCACAAUGCAAUACGUGAUCCUUACUUACAUGAAGCAUCUGGGAGUCAAAGUUAAAGAGCCUCGGAACCUGGAGCAGAAGCGUGGCCGUAUUGGUUUCUUGCCAAAGAUCAAGCAAAGUAUCAAGAAAGAGAAAGAAGGAGAUGAAAAAGGAAAGAGAAGAGGCUUUCCUAAUAUUCUGGGCCCACCGAGGAGACCAAGCCGACAUGACAGCAGUGCAAUUGGCAGAGCCAUGGAAAUACAGAAGCAGCGCCAUCCAAAGCACUUACCUACAGCAUCUUCUGUUAGCCCAGAACCACCGGAUUCUGGCAAGAUGCGCCAGAGUGGGUCCUCCAGUGAUGGAACAGAUGCACCCUACGCACCUGCCAACCCAAUGUCUCCUUUGGCAACGGGUCCCUUUUCAUCUCCAGAGGGAAGCAAGGACAGUGAAGCAGGCUCGAAGCAGACUGGAGAAGCACCACCUGCUAAUGACUGUGUGGAUGGCACACCCCGCACACCUAAUAAUACUUUUGAAUUCCCAUCUCCCUUGGAAAACUUGCCAGAGGAGGAGGGAGAAUCUGAGAGAGUUGUCGAAAUGGGAACACCAAAGCCUUUUCGCAAGAUGGACAGUGUCGGUUUCGCAGAUGUACAAAGUGAAGAUGAGCUGUAUGAUUUUGACACGGACAUGGACCCUCCCAACUGGCAGCAACUUGUGAGCCGGGAAGUGUUGAUGGGGCUGAAACCCUAUGAAAUCAAGCGCCAAGAAGUGAUUAACGAGCUGUUUUACACCGAGAGAGCUCAUGUCCGCACUCUGAAGGUUCUGCAUAAUGUUUUCUACCAGCGUGUCACCCGGGAAGGGAUCCUGAACUCCAGUGACAAACGGAAAAUCUUUUCAAAUCUGGAGGAUAUCCUCGGGCUUCAUGUUGCGUUGAACGAUCAGAUGAAAGCAGUCCGAAAAAGGAACGAGACUUCUGUUAUUGAUCAAAUUGGGGAGGACUUGCUUUCUUGGUUUAGUGGAGCAGCAGAGGAGAAGAUAAAACACGCAACUGCCACGUUCUGCAGUAACCAGCCCUUUGCUCUAGAGGUCAUAAAAUCGCGUCAGAAGAAGGACUCUCGUUUCCAGACUUUCGUGCAGGAUGCUGAGAGUAAUCCACUGUGUCGCCGGUUGCAGCUGAAGGAUAUCAUUCCCACAGAGAUGCAGAGGUUGACUAAGUACCCCCUUCUGCUGGAUAACAUUGCUAAGUACACAGAACUGCCUGAAGAGAAAGAGAAAGUGAAGAAAGCAGCAGAUCAUUGUCGUCAGGUUCUUAACCACGUGAACCAGGCUGUCAAGGAAUCUGAGAACAAGCAGCAUUUGGAAGAUUAUCAGCGUCGUCUUGACCUCUCCUACUUGAAGCAAUCUGAGGAUCCCAUGAUGGAUGAGUUCAGGAACUUGGAUCUAACAAAGAGAAAAAUGCUUCAUGAAGGACCUCUAACUUGGAAGGUUAAUCGUGACAAAACUAUUGAUCUCUACACUCUGCUCCUGGAGGACAUUCUGGUGCUGUUGCAGAAACAGGAUGAUAAACUGGUCUUGAAGUGUCACAGUAAAAUCUUGGCAUCAACAGCUGAUAGCAAACACACCUUCAGUCCUAUCAUCAAGCUGAACACUGUUCUGGUUCGUCAGGUGGCAACAGAUAACAAAGCUUUCUUCGUCAUCUCCAUGUCAGAAAAUGGCGCUCAUAUUUAUGAACUGGUGGCACAGACGGUUUCAGAGAAGAAUGUGUGGCAGGACCUUAUAGCUCAGAUGGCGGGGACUGUAAAAAUGGAGAGUACCAGAAGAGUGAUUCCAUUACCACAGUCAGGACCUGGCGAAGAAGAGCGUGAAGAAGAGGAGCAGCAGAAGCUCAAAGAGCAGCAUGACAUUCCUGCCAGUAGUCUACAAAGUCCAGACAAAGAUUUGGGCCUAGACUCUUCCUUGAUACUGAACGCUCAGACUUCUUCGCCCACCAUGUCUGAAAAGUCGGAGGUAGAAAGUCUUCUUGUGACAGAAAGACAGUUUGAUAAAGUGCAGCAGGCAGACCUGACGCUUAAAGAUACUUCUACAUGCUAUGAACACACAGCCACCGAUUUACCGUCGGUAUCAGGAGGGCAGUGGGCAUUGGAUGCCUUAAGGAACUUGGACUUGCUGAAAAAACUGUUGGUACAGCAGCUUGGCUUUUCUGAGAAGGGGACCCUUGAAGACCGGCAGCGCUUUCCCAGGUUUAGGACCGUCUCUCAAGAAGCCCAAACGGAGAGUGGAAGUGAGCUUGGACUACAGCACUCUGACGAUAACAAAUUUCACCAGCCUGGAACAGACCGCAUGCUUCCAAGAACCGAAACUAAUGAAUCCACAGCUAGUUAUGGCCUCCGGACUUCAGCUGAAUCACCAGCUUCAGGGGAUGCCAUGCAGCUGAUAGGGAGAGACCCCAGAUCGAGCAGUAACUCAGCAAUAGACCGCAUGAGUAUGAAUCUGGAGAUCUCAACCGCCGAGCUGGAAGGGGUGGGUGCUGAUGAGAGCGGGGAGCAUUUUUUUGAUGCUCGAGAAGCUCACAGUGAUGAAAAUCCAUCUGAAAGUGAACUAAUGGAAAGGAAGGAAGAGGAGGAUGUGCAAAUACGGAUCUCAGGAAAUUAUUUGAUCCUUGAUGGAUAUGGAACAGUGCAGGAGAGCUCCACAGAUGAGGAGGUAUCAUCUCUAGUUCUCCAGUGCACUGCAGGUGGCCACACCUCUUUGGACUCUGCCCAGCAGCAGCCUCUUUCCCCACGGGACACGCAGUCGGAUGGAGGAAGCUCCCCGUUUGCCGAGGAGAUGCUGGUCUCGCGCUGGGGGGGAGUGGAAGAGUCCUGCUCAGUUGUAGCAAGCCCUCACUUCUUGUCUUUAGAGUCGCGUGUGCAGAUGAUGCAGUAUAUUCAGAAGAUAGAGAACGACCUUGAAAAGUUAAAGGAGGUUGAGGAAGACUACAUCAUCCUCCGUCGCCAAGGGCUGGCUGGAUCAGCCUCCACAGGAGAGCACUCAGAGAAAAGCUAGUCAUGUUUUCAGGAGUGGCUGAAGAUUGGAUGAAGAGUAUCAGGACCCAGCACCUAGUGUCUUCCGUGUGGACUCUGAGACAAGAGGGUUCGGACCAUCCAAACGUGAACCAUACUCUAGCGAAGUGGGCAUGGGUGCUUUUCCUGUGGAGCAUCUGCACUAUCUUAUCAGUGAGGGAGUCUGUUCUAUUCUACUCCUCCUCUCCUUGAUACCAGAAAUUCAUUUUUCAGAAAGAAAAACCAAACCAAAUGUACAGAGCUUUGGGUGUAGGAUAUAAAAAUGUAUUUAGACAUUUAAGAAAAAAUCAAUGUAUUUAUUUGACUUCAUUCCGUGUAUCAAAAGCACAUUUUAAUUUUUUAAUCUGCCUUUUUUUUUGUUCUAUUUUAAUUGGGUAGUGACAGUUCUAGCCCUUUGCAUACAGUACACGCUGCCUCCCACUGCUCCUGAACCAAAGGUCAGGUCUGAGGGGAGAGGGUGUGCCUGUGUGCAGGUGUAUCUUUACUUCACUGGACUGGACUCUGCACUCCCUGCUGGCAAUCAAACUGCCAUGCGAAGAGCUACUUAUGAAGGUGUUAGGAUGACUUGUGGCUGGAACUAUCUAUAUUAAAAAACUGCAUGGGAAAUACUCAUGUCACCACGCGUGUAACGAGAAUUUUCCAUGCGCUAAAUAGCCAGGCACUUGGGCAAACUAUUUUCCCCCCCUCUCCCAUUAGAGGUCUCCUUUGUUGACAUGCAAGAUUAGGCUGGGAGAGGAGAAAGAUAGGUUUAAUUUUUUUUCUUGACUUCGUUGGCUUUGAUCAUUGUCUCCUUUGUAAAGUGAUAAAAAUACUUGGACCUGCAGCACUUUUGUAACUCUUCUCUGGAUCAAAAAGAAAAAAUGCAAACCCAGAAGUGUUUCAAAGAUGUGGGGCACAUGGGUAUCUGCCCCUGAUUCACUACUGAAUGAAUAAGGGCUGCCAUUUGAGUUAGCCACAGGUACUGCUGAUUAUAGGGCCAGUAAAUUUUAGUACCUGAAAGUAUGUCUUGCUGAGGGCUUGGGGUGUUAUUUUUUUAUUUUCAUUUUUUUAAAAAACACUGAUUUGUGCCAAUGUGUUCUAACUGAAACAGAGAUGCGCAAAGCAAAGAAGGCUGGAACAGCUCUCUAGUACUUCCUUAGGCCUGUUCUAAUGGGUUUUGCUGUUGUAAUUUCUUCCAGUCUGGGAACAAGAUGGUAAAUACCAGCCUACCAGCAGAGCUAAUGCUGGACAGCCUAAGCUUGCUGUGCCUCUGCUCUGGAGUUGGCCCUAGGGCAGGCACCUGCUUGGCACAGGGUGGUUCAAGCUGUCCCCAGUGUCACAGACCUGUAAAUCCCAUUAACACAUCAGAACUGCAACAGCAACUGCGAUUGCGUGGAUCGUGAGGUGCUGAGAAUCUGCCUUUGGUCAGCAUAAAGAUCACUCUCCCUGCUCCAUUAAAACAAAUGGUUUCUCUUCAGCUAUUGGCAAAGAAUCAGAGCUCUCCCUUUUUUACUCACACUGGAAAAAAAACACAGUUCUUGUUCUUCCAGUUAGAAAUAACGCAAGGGAUAAAUUCAUGAAAAGAUGGACAGAGGUUGAGCAGAGAGGAUUUGGGACCUGAUCGUACGAUGGAGCCGUAAGCCCUUUCAGAGCAGGGAGGAGUUUUCUCUCUCUUUUUUUUUUUUUUAAGAACCAAUUGCACAAAGUGUCAUUUGUCACCAGCAGGAGCAUUACACUGCCAACACAAGCCAAAGUGUUCUCUUCCAUGCUGGCAGGAGCUGCUUCUUCCUUGGGACCCACUAAGGCCUGUCCUGCUGCACCUGCAUGAAUAUACUGUCAGUAUUAGCCGAGCGCUUCCUUUCUUACCUGGUGGGACCUCCCCCCUCACCUUCAGCCAUACAGUUCCUUUGGUUAUAAGCAUCUAGACUUCCUCUGAUAAGCCCCCGAAGUAGAAUGCUGCCUUAUGCUGAUGUGGCAUCUUUUUACCUGAUCCUGCCAGAAAAAGAGCUGGGCCGUAGCCAGACUUGGUGUUCAAAGCCCUUUUUUCCCUAUAGACAAGGACUUGUGUUCUCCCCACCCUCAAAUCCCCUUGGUCAGUUGGCACGAUGCUGGUCUGGGUUUACACACUCCAGAAACGGGAGCAGUUCCUAUGACCUUAGCUGUCUAAAAGCUUUCCAGCAGGUUCCCAUGCUUGAUUGAAAAUCACCAUCAAACCGUAUUAAAUAGCUUGCUCUGGCUUUUCAAGACUCCACUGAAAACCAGCCAGGACAGGAAUUGUGAAGGCCUAGUUGCUCAGUUCUCUUCCCUUGUAACUGAAGACAAAAUCCUUGGCUCUCUGGUUUCUCCAGGUUGCGUGAAUUUUAAGGUUGCUCAGAUGGGCCGUGGAGGGGCGAUCGCCCACGUGGCCUCUGACUUUUCCACUUCUGCUUAAGCAUUCUGUAGCGUCAUCCACCGCUGUGUUGUCUCUUCUCUAAGAAUGUAACGCCAGUGAAAAAGCAAGCUGGGAAUGCAGAGCGUUCGUGUUGCCAUCUCAUCCUAGCGUUUCUGCCUCUGGAGCUGCUGGAGAGAAGUUCUCCACCGUCCCCUAAUGGAUGUGGGCCAGGAGGAGGUGAGGUGCGAUUCUGUCCCUGGCUCCUCUCAGGAUGUCUAAGGGGAAACAGCCUCACUUUCUGCUAGGCUGACGGUGAUGGCAGAGGAGCCUUUGGGGCGGAUGACACGGGCAACGUGCAGUGCAGCAGACUGCAUGCACGGUGCUUUAAGGAGUGUUAGAGGGGAGCGACCCAUUUGAACCCAGUUGUAUGGAAAUUAUAACUGUCACGCUGUGCUCCGUCCUGUUCGGGUUUUGUUUUCACCUGGCCUUCUUACGCUACAUCGAUCAUCCUCACAAAUAGGGCAUUACUCUAAAAAGAUGACGGUGGGGUCAGGGAUCCUUUAUCUCCUGUGUGCGGUUACCUGCAAUUACGAGGGAUUCCUCGUUACUCUCUAGCACGUCUACUGUACGGCAGACCUCAGGCCGUGGCUUGCUGUGUGGAGGGAGCUGGAACUCAAAUGCACUUUUCAGGAUUUUCAUUUUUCCCCCUCUUUAAGCCAUAAGAUUACCCUUUUUAAAUUCCAGUUCCCAGUGUAAGAAAGCAUUUUAAUUUGUUCCUGGCUGGUGAUUGUACAUUCCCUUUUUCAGACUGGACAGCAGAGCAGGGCAGUGAUCUCUGGUUUGUUUGCCCCGGCCCCUGUACUCCAGUGGUUUUUGUGUGUUGUUUUUUUUUCCCCUCUCCCAGUAUAAGAUGAGCAAGGGUUUCUUAGCAUGGGAACAAGGAUGUAGUACAGCAACCAUCUUUCAUGUCCUUCUGAGAUGUGCUUUCUCUUCUCUGCUAUUAAGGGUUCUUCCUCAUGGACCAGAAAAAAAAAAGAAGAAAAAAAAGGUGGGCUGGGUGCUGUCUGGAGAGGGAAGUUUCCUUCUCUCCUAGAGGGGUAGAGGAUGAAAUGGCAAGAUUCUCUUUGGCCACUCUGGUUCCUUGAACGUGCCAUGUCUUCAGGGAGGGAGAUUUCUUUAACAUCCUAUAGUUGGGAUCAGAAGGAAGGGUAUGGAGCGUGAACCUGAAGAGCUCAGAAGUCUGGGUGGGUUUGGUCAGCUUUCAGACAGCGCUAUUCCGAUUUCCAUAAAACAGAUGUUCUGAAUUGCAGAUACUGUCCCUGCUGUUAGAAGAGGGGUCUGAUGCUUCUGCGGGUGGCCCUUGGCUGUGGUCUCAGUGCUCGAUGGUAUCUGGUAUUGUUUUCUCUCUCUGUUCCCCAAAGAAAUCCCUGACUUCCCUCCCCGUCCCCAAAGGUGCCAACUGACAAGCAGAUGUACUGCAAAAGGGAUACUGCAGCCAAAACACUGCUGUUUUGUUUUGAAUUAAGUCUUUUGGAGCUCUCUUCAUACUAGAAUAUUUUUAUUUUCUUUGUACAACAUACAAUCAUGUACUCUUAACAGAGAUUUACUUUAAAGAGAAGAAAAAAAUCUGGAAGUAUUCUUUAAAAAAUACACAAAAAUCUUUAUUAAUAAUCCUGUAUUUUUACUGAUCAUGUUUGAAUGUCUAAAAAGACUUUAUUGUUCUAAUUAUCCAGAUGUAUGUUUGUAAAAUAGCUCUUUUAUGACUUAGCUGAUAAGGUUGUAUGUUUCUGGAAUUAAAUAUUGGUCACUUAAAAAAAAAUAUCUGUUUUCAGGAUCUGGGAAAUAGAAAAUCUAAGCGUUUCAAAUAUCAUUAAAUAAGCUUAAAGGAAACAUGUUUUGACUGCUGGAUUUUUUGGGGUGGUUUUAUUUUAAUUACUUGGAGCAUUUGGCAGGACAAGCUGUCCUGACGGGCCAGGGAAGCUUUCAUCUGGUGACUUCGCAGGAUCUGUAGCCGCUCUGGUAAACGUGGAAUGCCCAGUUCUCCCAGUUAGCACCAUUCCUGUGCACUGGGGCUCUUCCUGGAAGAGGGAGCCAGAGCGAUGCCCUCCUGUGCCCAGGAAGUGUUUGGGCCAGGUGGACCGCUGGCUCUAGGCAGUGAGUUCACUGUAAGCACCCAAACCUCAUCCCCAUCCUAACCUCACAGCACAAGACAGGGAUGUGCCUGGAUUCAGCAGGUUCUGCUUAGAGAGCAUCUUCUAUCGAUGUAACCCAUUUCGUGUGGCUCCUCCUAAGGCGGGUGCCCAAGAUGGUCGUUUAAAAUGAAUACCCACAGGAGAA